Protobothrops mucrosquamatus (brown spotted pit viper) is the source of this 1534-nucleotide messenger RNA. RefSeq names its product PSMC3 interacting protein (gene PSMC3IP). The transcript is spliced from 8 exons. The coding region runs from base 19 to 675 and encodes 218 amino acids. The record is from RefSeq and is a predicted model, not a curated record. Gene Ontology annotation, biological process: meiotic joint molecule formation; meiotic strand invasion involved in reciprocal meiotic recombination; homologous chromosome pairing at meiosis. Gene Ontology annotation, molecular function: double-stranded DNA binding; recombinase activator activity. Gene Ontology annotation, cellular component: DNA recombinase auxiliary factor complex; condensed nuclear chromosome. Lineage: Eukaryota; Metazoa; Chordata; Lepidosauria; Squamata; Viperidae.
GUCUCCGCCCUGAUCAGGAUGAGUGGAGGAGGGAAGAAGCGCGACGGAUCUGAUGAAUGUGCUGCCAUCCUGCUACGUUAUCUUCAGGAGCAGAACCGGCCUCAUAGUGCUCAGGAUGUCUUUAGCAACUUACAGCAACAACAUGGAUUGGGCAAGACGGCUGUAGUGAAGGCACUAGAGCAGCUGGCUCAGCAAGGGAAGAUCAAUGAGAAGGUUUAUGGGAAGCAGAAGAUUUAUUUUCCAGAUCAGAAUCGUUUUGGUAAUAUGUGUGAAUCAGAACUCAAGGGCUUGGACAAUGAGAUUUCAGAACUGUCUUGCAAAAUUCAGACACUGCAACAGAACUGUCGUCACAUGGAAUCAGAACUGAAAGAACUGAAGGGCUCUAGGACAACCCCAGAGAUGGCUAAAGAAAUUGAAGAGUUAAAAAAAGACUGUGCCAAUUAUACGGAGAAACUGGAACGAAUUAAAUCUGCCAAUCAUGUGACCCCUGAGGAGAAAGAAAAGGUGUGCAAUGAGAAAAAGCUGUACUGCAGAGAAUGGCGUCGCCGCAAGAGAAUGGCAACGGAAUUACUUGAUGCAAUCCUUGAAGGUUACCCAAAAAGCAAGAAACAGUUCUUUGAGGAAGUUGGCAUUGAGACAGAUGAAGAUUUCAAUGUUACAGUACCCUCUGUGUGAACCAAGAUCUCAUCUGCGUAACUGAAAUCUAAGCAUUCAAGUUUCAGUUCCUCAUAUUCUAUGUUGCUCUGAUUUUUAAAAUCUAAAACUAUUUGCAUACACUGGGGAUAAGCACACCUCACAUUACAUUGUUUAGUUUUUUUCUAGUAUUUCACCAUAGGACUUCCUAAUCAGUUUGUUUUGUUCUUAAAGUAGUUAGAACAAAGGUUUAGUAAGCACUUGAGAAAAUCUGGGAAAGGGUUUAAAAUAAAUAUUUGAAUUUCUGAUAGUAUUGUUUUCUCUGUAAUCGGCCUGCAUAUUGUAUCAAUAGCAUAUUAUGCCAUUAUACCAACACUAAUAGUGUUGCUAAUUAGAGUGAGCUAAUUAUGCCACCAAGGAUUAGGAAAAUUUUAAUGUCAGUUGUUACUUAGCCAUCAUGCUUUGCUUUAUGCUAUGAAAGGCACCUUGAGAGAUGCAAACAAAUUUAAUACAUUUUCUCCAAGCUAAUUGGGCAAUUGUGGGAGGGAGAACAACUGGGUUUACCUCUUUAUUACAUAGAAGAAAAAUUAUAUACCUUGGAAAAUUGGCAUUAAAAAGUUGGCAAGUGGCUAUUGGAUUAGGCAUAUUCCUGUAUGGUUGCAUGUGACUGGCAAUCUCACUACAAGAUCAUGUUGCCAAAGAUUGGGAGGAAAAUACAAAUUUUCAGUAGUGCAAGGACUUUAUUUUUGCUAAAGGUAAUACUGACGCCUUAAGCCAGAUGUAUAAUACACCCAUUUAAACAUUUAAAGCUGCUGACCCCUCCUCACAUAAGAACCAAUAUUGUGGGACAUUCCCACCUAAAAAUGUCAGUGCAUCAUUAUAUAUGACUCAGAAUCCAAAA